AUGCUGCCUUACCAGUACAGACCCUUGGACACUACCACCAAUGAGCUACGCCUUGUCACACUAUUGCCAGACUUGGUUGAUAAACCUCUCCGCCUGAACAUAACCCACACUCAGUUCAAGCUACUUCAGCCCACAGAGAGGCCCCCUCCCCGGCAAGGACUUGACGAAAUUCGACGCACCUUGCCCGAGGGCUGGGAUGUGGACGAAGCCUUAGAGGGCCGCCUACUCUUCUUCCGCCCAGGCAAACUCGAGAGCUCGGUGUCAUGGCAGCAUCCUGAUCCACUAUACGCCAAGGAAUUUGCUGAUGACGCUGGAAACGCAUUGAGAUGUCUUCGGCUCCCUGAUGGUCCAAGGACCCUGUGGAUUGACGCCAUCUGCAUCAAUCAAACUGACCUUGGCGAGCGAAGCGCGCAGGUUGGCAGAAUGUGCGACGUCUAUUCCUUGGCUUCUCGAGUGAUAAUCUGGCUUGGUCCAGCAGCAGAUGAUAGCACGCUGGCGGUGACAAGUCUCGGAAGACUAGGCGCCCAAGUCGAGUAUCUCCGAGGGGGCUUGAUGUGUCCCUCGCCUGGAUGCACCCAGCCUAACUGGUACAAGAGCGACUAUGAAAUCCCGUUCGACCUUGCCACCUGGGAGUCUAUCCAUCGUCUCAUCAGUCGACCAUGGUUCACGAGGCUGUGGAUCAUUCAGGAAGCCCAGCUUGCAAGUGAAAAGUCUGUCGUGCAAUGCGGUGGCGACCAGGUGCCGUGGCCCGUCCUCCGUCGGGCCAUCAUUUGCCUCUUCCUCAAGAAGAGUGGCCCUCCCACGGGCAUGGUUCGCCAGCUGCGCUAUGCUAUGGAUUGCACUCAGUUCCUCCGCGGCAUGUCUGUGGACCGGCUACUGCAAAUGUCGUCCUUCAGAGCAUGCAGUGAUCCGAGAGACAAGAUAUACGGCAUGUUGAGCGUCAUGCCGCCCAAUUUCACCGCCCGCAUCCGAGCUGAUUAUUCUCUGAGCGUGGAGGCAGUGUACUCGGACGUCUUUCUCUCUUAUACCCGGCACUUCAAGCGCCUGACUCUUCUCCAGCAAUGUAGCCGAAUAGAUGCGGCAUGGCCGUCUUGGGUGCCUUUCUGGAAAGAGCCGUUGAACGUGAUGAAUACCACGGACCGAGCGUUCCGUGCCAGCGGGCUGUCGUCAGCUCAUUUCCAACAAAGAGGGAGCACGCUUCAAGUCGUAAACGCCCGCUUUGGUGACGUACUCACUGCGGAAGAGGUCCAUCUCGGUCCCGAUCCGAGCCUACAAGACAUUAUCAACUAUCUAAGCCAAAUGGGUAUUGAGAGGUUGGAUUCCUCCCGGUACGUGGCGGGGGGUAGCGUCUAUGAUGCAUACCUUCAAUCUCUUUCCGCCGCCGCGCUUCAAGAUCGAUUUGAACAACCUUCAGUGUAUUCAACGCUGCAAGAGUGGAAGGAUGAGAUUGCCGAGCUGAGGAACGCGCCCAGAGGAGCUGUCAAGUUAAGCAGGCAGACUAUAGCGGUUCUCGGUAACUUGCGCACACACUCAGUGGUGACAUUGGAAGGGGGCUAUGUAGGGCUGGCUAAGCGAGCAGUGCAGGCAGGCGAUCGCAUUGCUAUCAUCCUUGGCUGUGCGGUACCAAUGGCUCUCCGGCCGACGUCUACCGGGGCCUUCCAAGUCCUUGGACCAUGUUUUGUCCACGGUAUCAUGGAUGGAGAAGCUCUCCUUGGUCCUCUCCCGUCAGGUUGGACGGUCAAAGCCUCAUACGGAGAAGACGGCCUCUUGAGGCCGGUGUAUCACAACUCACACACUGACACUGCUUGUGUUGACGAUCCGCGCUUGGACAGUCGGGCAUUGCCGUCUCAUUGGGAGCCUAUUGAGUGGACAAGGACACGAGAUGACCCCAUCGCAUGCACCAAGUACCGGAAUGGGACGACGGGAGAGGAGAUAAACUGUGACCCGCGGUUGUUACCUGACGCGCUGAGUGCGCGAGGGGUUCGUUGCGAGGCUAUUGAUCUCAUUUGA
Messenger RNA from Fusarium vanettenii 77-13-4, 2010 nucleotides. RefSeq lists its product as uncharacterized. Bases 1 to 2010 code for a protein of 669 amino acids. NCBI's taxonomy places the organism in Eukaryota, Fungi, Ascomycota, Sordariomycetes, Hypocreales, Nectriaceae. Gene Ontology annotation, molecular function: protein binding. The transcript has 3 exons. The record is from RefSeq and is a predicted model, not a curated record.